AGUCCCGUUGCUUUAUGAGCAGAGUUAGGAUCUAUGAACGUCUUGGUUCACAUGCUAGAGAGUUGCCCCCAAACCACCAGAAAGAUUCAUCACUUAGGGGGAAAUGCGAAGGUGUUUCAGGCUGAGCCCUCCCCCGGCUCGCUCUUCCUUUCCAGUGCUCAGGGCAGCCUCAAACCAGAGACGUAUCUGACAGCUGUGCUUGGCAGAGUUUGGGCUCCCAGCUGGGACAGUGGCUACCUUGAGAGCAGAGCUCGUGUCCCUCGCUGAAGAACUGAAAGAAGUCUGUUUUGGACCUUGGGGUUUGGUUGAGUUGCAAGUUGGUGGCGUCCUGCCCCAAGGAAAACUGAUGCACGUAUCACCUCUGCUGUUCUUUUCAGAAUAGGAUGAAGGUGUUGCUGAGCCUGACUCUGGUGCUGACAUGGCAGGAGCGAUGCAGCGGAUCGGCCGGCUGGGUGUUCACGGAGCCUCAGCUUCGAGCCAGAGCUGGGGACUCUGUUCUGCUGCAGUGCCUCUUCCUAGAGCCAGCGGCCAAGGGCUGGACGAUGGACAAAGUGGACUGGCUGCGCAUGGCAGGACCUGGCAUGCAGAAGGAGGAGAUGGUGUUUUAUUACUACAGCAACCGUAGCAUCCCUGUGGGCCGUUUCCGAGACCGGGCGCAGUGGCAAGGGGACACCUCCCGCUGGGACGGCUCUAUCCAGCUGCGGGACGUGCAGGUGAAGGACAGUGGCACGUACGUGUGUGAGAUCCGGCUGCUCAAGCACAGCAGCAUCUUCAAGAACCGCACGGUGCUGCACGUCAGCCCCGCGGGACAGAGAGCAGGACGAGGAGCAGCAGGUGCCCAGGACUCUGCGGCCCCGCGACACCCUGUGCUGUGGCCCGUGACCGUGGGCUGUGCCUGCGUGGCCGUCGUGCUGGCUUUCCUGGCCGGACUCAGCAUGAGGAAGAGGUCUGCAGCCAACACCACCCUGGAGAGGACCGAAAAUGGAGUCAGCAAGAACAAAGCAGAGGUGAGAGCUGAGGAAGCGCUUUACUCCUCAAUCCCUGGAGCUGAGGUACCCAAGGCUGAACAGGAUGCAAGGAAGAAGCAGAAAGCCGAGGAGACCUACAUAACCAUGCAUCCCUCUUCCUUCCGGGAGAAUGGCGUCUACGUGGAGCUGGCCAAGAGGGCCAUCCCAGCAGAAUGGACGGGAGAGGACAGACAGGGUGAUGGACAAAGCGAGGAACCCUACAGCACACCAGCAGCAGCGCUUCCCUGGGCUCCAGAGGGUCAGAAAUAGCCGUGCUGGGGGCUGCAAGCCCCUUAUCCAGCAGGUGUGUGCAAGACUUCUUUGUUCCUUUGGGCAGGCCGGCGUGGUGCUGCUGCCAGCCCUUCCUCUGAGAAGCGGUGCCACCUCACGGUGUGCUCCCUGCCAGAGCCACCGCUGGGACACGUCCCACCCCGUUGUCUGCCGGGGGGACCAGGGGAGAUAUGUCUUAGGCUCUUGUCUCGUGGCCUCCGGAGGGGGCACGGAGGGCACAGCCUCCAUGCUCUAGCUUUGAUCCUGCUCCGUGCAGCCGCAGGUCCCCAGACAUCAGUCUCCAAGGAGGACCUGGCAGGGGGAGGAAGGAGGAGAUGCAGCUGGAGCUGUGCAGAUGUGCCAAUGGUAUCUUGUGAAUUCAAUAAAACUCAGGGAUUCUA
Columba livia (rock pigeon) is the source of this 1678-nucleotide messenger RNA. RefSeq names its product junctional adhesion molecule-like. Bases 384 to 1277 code for a protein of 297 amino acids. Gene Ontology annotation, cellular component: plasma membrane. The transcript has 7 exons. The record is from RefSeq and is a predicted model, not a curated record. Lineage: Eukaryota; Metazoa; Chordata; Aves; Columbiformes; Columbidae.